UGCAAUUUUGCAGAAAAAUAUUUGUUUUACCUAAAAUCUAUACUCUAAUUUAUUAGAAAUUAAUAGUAAAAAUUAUAUUACGACUUGAAUUAUAACUUAUUUAUACUUUGACUUUACUGUUGACCAGGAAUGCUUGCUGUCGUCUGAAUUUUAAGUUGUAUUACUUGAAGUGUAGUUUACAAUGGCGUGUAUAGGAAUAACAACUGCAAAUGCAGACUCUGAAAUGGAGGAGGGUGAAAUUGUUGAUGACUUGGAUGAUUUAUCUGAUAUUUCUUCGGAAGAAGAGUUUUUAUUACGAGAAAGAUUGCAGGUGUUAGAAAAUUAUAACAAUGUCCUUGAGCGAACCAAAGCUAAGCAGAUCUCGCUGGGCUCAAAUGGAGUUUUAAAAGUUGAAUGUAAGGUAAUAAAAGAGCCAAAACAUACUAAACCAUACUACAAAUAUAAAAAACCAGAACAUAAAAAGUAUAUUGACAAAGAAAAUGGAAAAAGUAAGAGAAAGAAAAACAUUGUCCGUAGAAAGAAAAGUGAAACAAGUGAGGAUUCAGAUGAUGAUUAUAGAAAUAAAAGACAAAAGUUAGCAGAUGCUGUAUCACUGAAUAAACCAAAAAAUGAUACAACAUCACUAAAAGAUAGAAUAACAAAGAUGUUAUCAGGAAAAAAAAUUGACGACUGCCAUAGCAACAAUGAAAAAAUUGAAAGGAGAAAGAGUGAAAAUGAUGCAGAUGUAGUCGUAGACAUCACAGAAGGUGAGACAGAAGCAGUUGUUUCAGUUGCAUCCUCCAAAUCCAGUGAAUGUAUUGUACCUUCAGUUGCUGAUCAUGAUAAGAAAGAAACAAGUGAAGAGAUAUCACUUGAUGUUGUUGAUAGAGGCAAUCAGGUGGCAAACAGUGAAGCGAGUUCAGAUGAGGAUAUAGAAUUAUUAAGGCAACAUGCGCUUCAAACCAAAUCUUCCAAAAGUAAAGGUCAAAAAGAGUCUAAUCGUGUAAAAAAUGUACCUUCAUCUGAAGACGAAGACAGCGAUACAACUGAAUUGCGAUUGAUAUGUCUUAAAUCAGCUUUAUUGAAAAAAGCUAUAGAAAUGAAACAGAAACAGAAACUACAAAAAAAGUUGUCCCAAUCUCAAAGUGAGCUUGAGUUUGAUGUAGAUUUAAACAGUGGAGAAAAUCAGACGGAUGUUGAGUCUGUAGAUAUGGAUAUCGGUUCUGAUGGGGAUGAUAAAAAUAGGGGUAACAUUAUUGAUAGCAAUUGUAAUAAUGAAAUUAAUACAAAGACAGACACCAAAUCUAAAGACGAUGAUAUUGAAGAAGAUGAAGAUUUGUUACGAGCAAAACUUUUAACAUCCCUAACUAAGAAUCUUCCCAAUCUUGUAGAUCCUCAAAUUUUGAAUAGCAUUGUAGAUGAGCCUACUAAAGCUAAAAAAAUAGAAGAAACUAAACCACCUGAUACUAAAGAAGAGAAAAAGUUUAUAAUACAGCUCGGCGAAUCAGAUUCUGAUGGAGAACAUGAAGCUACUAAAAAUUUAGCGAAAAUGCACAAAAAACUUUCGGAACAGGAGGAAUUCCAACGUCAAUUAGAUAUGUUUCUGAAAUCUUCCAGAAUGGAGGUUGAAAAGAAUAUUUUACCGGAUGUUGUGCAAACUCCUUCAGAAAAACCAAUGCAAAAAUUUGUUCCUAAGACCAUGAACAGUUUACCGAGGUCUGAACAGAUAGAGUAUAAGAAUUUAGUUAAAAGAAUGCAAGAAUUGGAAAAAAUUAAAAAUGCUCGACAGACAUUGCUCAAUAUGGGAAAUAAAAUGCCUCCAGUAAAGGAUACAUUGAAACCUAGCAAUACUGUUAAAGCAGCAACUAUCAAUUCUAUAGAAUUAGAUGAGAGAAUUGCUGCAUCAAGGAGAAAAAUAGCAGACGAAUCAGCAAAAAUGCUGAAAUUAAAAGAGGAAGCCACAAAGCUAUCGCAGAAAUAUCAAUUACUGCAAGUUGAACUAAGAAAUGUUAGAAAUGCAAUUAGGAUAAACAAAAAAUUUCAACAGACUGUGCAAAACGGUUUAAGUAUUAGUAGAUUACAACACCAGAGUCUUUUGAAAAGCUUAACGAAUGCCAAACAUUCCACCCAAGUUUCAGCUCCUACCCCUUUAAAUAGGCCUGUAAAGAUUACAAAUAAAUUACAAAAGGAAAACAAUCCAUCAAUAAAAGGUUUAAACAAUCCACAAACACUGAAAGCAGUCAAAGUGAGUGUCGUCAACGAUUUUAACCCGGAAAUGCCCCAUCCGAGGCUAUCCGUUCAAGUAGACAUAACAAAUAAUAAGAAAGUUGUAAAAUCAAAUCCAGUUCAAGAAAGAAUUGUUGAUUUUACGAAUAGCAACAAAAGAGAGGAAAUCAGAAGUAGUUCAGAUACCAAUACAAGACAUACUCCUGAUGAUAGUGGUCAAAUUGAAAAUAAUUUGGGAAAUACAGAAGAAAUAAUUAGCGAUUACAAAUCCCCACUAGAUUCGUUAAGAAAUAAAAGUUGGGUUGAAGACCCUAAUGCUUUUCUCUGCCCGUUCGAAGUUGGUGGCAGCUGCAGGGAUCCCGACUGCAAACACAUACACCCAAAAACACAAUGACAUACACACAUACACUGCCAUACACACACACUUCCCCUCGUCUAAUGUAUUUCGACUGGACAGCAGCAACGUUUGGCGGUGCGGGUCGGCGCCUCGGUGGUAAGUUACAAGUACAUUUAAUAUUAGUGCUAAAUGACAUUAUUUAGGAGUACGGGACUACAGAACAGUUCGCCGGAAGUGUGUGUUUUAGAUUAUAAUAUUUAUUCCAAUUCUAAUGUGUAUCAAAAGAUAUGAAUAAAGAUAUCAUUUGUA
This is a messenger RNA of Aricia agestis (brown argus), 2851 nucleotides long. RefSeq lists its product as uncharacterized. NCBI's taxonomy places the organism in Eukaryota, Metazoa, Arthropoda, Insecta, Lepidoptera, Lycaenidae. Bases 182 to 2599 code for a protein of 805 amino acids. The record is from RefSeq and is a predicted model, not a curated record. The transcript has 8 exons.